AAAUCUAUAUCACUAUUUUAAAAAGCGACUUUUUAUUUUCAUAAUCAAGAAGUAUCCGAAUACGAAGGUCAGUUACCUUUUCACUAAAGGUAUCUGACGUUCUACAUAGAAUAACUGAGCGGUUACGAAAUUCUUUUUGUCAUCAACUUUUUGUUUCUAUUACUUUCUUAAACCGGUACCAUGGCCUUGAUGCCGCUCGACUUCAACCUGAAAUAAAAAAAGGGAAGCUUCAAUUUAUACAAAAGCUUUUAGACUGUCUUGUUGACCAGCACUUGAGAGCAUUCCCGAAAUUUCCCUAAUAUAAGCAGGAAUGUGUUCGAAAGUUAUCUCAAACAAAAGUGAGGACACGCUUCCAUUUCACACUCAUAGCCUACCAAAAUUUGUGAUCAGAAAAUGUGAAGAAGAAUUAAAUGAAACUCCAGGCAAAAAAGCAAAAGCUGUUCUUGAGCUACGGUCUAUGCUGAAAAACAAUCCGGAAACAAGUGAAUAUAAUUUUCAUGACGAUCUUCUGGUGUUGUUUCUGAGACGAAACAAAUAUCGAAUGCGAGAUGCCUUCCAAAACGUUCAGAAUUUCGUUAACAUCCAUAGAAAAGAAAGCUACUUGUUUAAAAGUGUUUCGGACAAGUAUCUUGACUUGCCAUCUUGUAAAGGUCUUGUGCUGCUGCCCAAGAGGUGUCCGGAUGGAUGUACAAUUGUUAGAAGCCAAUUAGGUAGAUGGAAUCCUAACGAGAUGCCAUUCGAAAAGCUCCAAUCGUUGUUCACCAUCCUGUUCCUCCAGCUGCUACGCGAUCCCAUGACGCAAAUCAACGGAUUCAAGAUUAUUCACGACUUUAAAGGAACCUCCCUCCAGCAUCUCAAGUUCUGUACAUUCCGAAAUCUACAUUUGCUGUACCAUGGCGCAAUAAAUUGCGUACCAGGAAGAUAUAAGGAAAUCCAUUUAGUCAACGAAUCCUUUGUAAUGAAAACCCUAUGGGCAAUAGUGAAACCAUUUCUUUCAGAAAAAAUAAGAAAUAGGGUCAUCUUCCACUCAAAACCUGAAGGACUGCUUCAUUAUUUUCCACGCUCUGUACUUCCAGCGGAAUACGGUGGAACUCUUCUUAAUAAUGAUACUGAAGACUGGAUUAAAAUAGCCAAUAAAUACCAUAAAGAAUAUACCGUAGAAGGACAACCAAACUUUUAUUGAUAUUAAAAACCUUUUUUUUUUAUAUCAUAUUGGUGCCCAAAUUACUAACUUUAUUAGAAAAGUAAUUAAAAUUUAGAACUUAAUUUUCUACAGUAAAUUAAAUUUCUUCAGUAAUUUAAAUAAUAAAAAUUGCAUUCUGAUUUAUUAUGGUUAGUUUAAUAUAUACUGUAUUCUGAAUAAUUAUUUGUAUUAAUUUUUACUUUUUCUCCUAGCUACAAAACACUGCAAACUCCCAAAAACUUUUAUCAAGAGUUUAGGAUUGAAAAGUUUGAAAGUCUUUCUGUUAUGAGUGAUAUCUGAACUGACAAUGGAAAGUAAGAACGAUGAACUAUUAAAAAUAGGACUGGAAGUGACUCUGUGCUUCUAAUAAAUGGGUCAUAUUAUUAGAAAGAUAAAUAUUUGAAGCUUGAAAUUUCACAUAUUUGGCGAAAACCGCAGAAAAAGUCUUUACUGUGCAUUGCAGCUUGUCUUUCAAAAUUCAAGAAUGAAAGUGCUUAUUUAUUUUUUAGUAACUUAUGAGUUGAUUUCUCUUGCAAAAUGUUCGUUAAUUCAAGUCCGUACUUUUUUCAUAAUCCUCAUAAGUCCCUAAUGGUACUAAAUAAGCCUUUAUGCUAUAAUAAUAGAUUAAUUUUUUAACUUUUAGCAAAUAAUAAAUGUUUUAGUUUAAUUACUGGUCAGUUAUUAAGUCAUGAUUAGAACCCCAGCCAAAAAUAUGGAUUUUGCUUGUCUGGUAGCCUUUUCAAAUUUUCCCAACAUCUUUUAGAUUUGCUUAUGGAUAAUAUUUUAUAUCAAUAAGCAUAUUCAUAUUAGAAUUGUCAUAUGUGUGAUAUGUGGAAAUUUUUUUCCAAACCAUUAUUUUCCUCCAGUUAUUAUUUAAAUUGGUGAUAAUCUAAUGUAAGUGAAACAACAAUGGAAUAAGAUCUGUAAUAAUACAGAUAUUUAAUAAUUACUGUCUUUUGUGUCUAAAAAAUAUUUUAUGAUUUUGCUUAUCUGAAAAAUCUUACAAAUUAUUUGUUAUAUUAUUAUUAUUAUUAUUGCAACAUUUUUUGCA
Messenger RNA from Argiope bruennichi, 2234 nucleotides. RefSeq names its product alpha-tocopherol transfer protein-like. Gene Ontology annotation, molecular function: phosphatidylinositol bisphosphate binding. Bases 311 to 1183 code for a protein of 290 amino acids. The record is from RefSeq and is a predicted model, not a curated record. NCBI's taxonomy places the organism in Eukaryota, Metazoa, Arthropoda, Arachnida, Araneae, Araneidae. Gene Ontology annotation, cellular component: membrane. The transcript has 6 exons.